Messenger RNA from Pogona vitticeps (central bearded dragon), 1600 nucleotides. RefSeq names its product sialidase-3-like. Gene Ontology annotation, biological process: ganglioside catabolic process; oligosaccharide catabolic process. Gene Ontology annotation, molecular function: exo-alpha-sialidase activity. Gene Ontology annotation, cellular component: membrane; intracellular membrane-bounded organelle; cytoplasm. The record is from RefSeq and is a predicted model, not a curated record. NCBI's taxonomy places the organism in Eukaryota, Metazoa, Chordata, Lepidosauria, Squamata, Agamidae.
CGGAUGAGAGCGGUGGGCCAUCGGGUCUGAUCUUCUGUUCAUACGUGCAGGAAAUCCGUCCAUCCCGGUGAGCUUUGGGACCAAGCCGUCCAGCGGGACAGAAGUGCAGUUCUAGCCGUGUCCAACCUCCCGUUCCCUUCCCCUCUCCCAGAAUAUUUCGAUACCUCCAGGAAACAUGGUGGACUCGCUGGCCAGCUUUGGGAAGGUGGUCCUUUUCCGCCAGAAGAAGCGAGGGGGGCUGACCUACCGCAUCCCAGCCCUCCUCUACCUGCCCUCCGAAUCCACCUUCCUGGCGUUUGCAGAGGAGCGAGCGUCGCCCCGGGACGAAGACGCCCAAUUCCUGGUGAUGAGACGCGGGCGGAAGGAUGGAAAAACGGUCAAGUGGGGUCCGCAGACGUCCCUGACGACAGCCACCCUACCCAAAUAUCGCACCAUGAACCCUUGCCCGGUGCACGAAAAGCGAAGCGGGACCGUCUUCCUCUUCUUCAUCUGUGUCUUGGACCACGUGUCGGUGCGACACCAGAUCACGACCGGAAGGAACGCGGCCCGGCUGUGCUACGUCUCCAGCCAAGAUGGCGGCCGUACCUGGAGCCCAUUGACUGACCUGACAGACCAGACGAUCGGGGACGACUUGAGGAACUGGGCCACCUUUGCCGUCGGGCCAGGCCACGGCGUCCAGUUGACCUCCGGGCGGCUGGUGGUGCCGGCCUACGCUUACCACAUCCGCAGGCGCUGCUUCUCUUGCGCCUCGCUCUGCUGCACGAAGCCUCAUUGCUUCACCUUCUACAGCGACAACGGAGGACAGAAUUGGGCCCAGGGUCAGCUCCUUGAGAAACUGAGGACCACCGAGAGCCAGGUGGCCGAGGUGAUGUGCCCGGACAAUAGCCAAGUGUUGUAUAUCAACGCCCGGAAUCCACGUUGGGAUGGGUGCCGAGCGGAAGCCUUCAGCACGGACGACGGCCACCAUUUCCAGGAAUCCUUCCUGUGCCAGGAAUUGUGCGAGCCUCCAAACGGAUGUCAGGGGAGCAUCGUGAGUUUCGCUCCCCAGCCGGCCUCCUCGGAUCGGGACCGGAAGGAAGACGUGGGAGAGCCACCUCAUCUUUUAGGCCUCUGUCCUUCGGCCGUCUCCCUCGGGAACGCCACGUCGUGGCUGGUUUUUUCCCAUCCCACAAGCAGACACCGGCGCAUGGAUCUCGGCAUCUAUCUGAACACGUCCCCGCUCAAGAAGGGGUCCUGGGGAAAACCGUGGGUUUUAAACAAAGGGCCCAGUGGCUAUUCGGAUCUGGCCGUGUGCGAAGAGGGCCAAUCGCUGAUGUUCGGCUGCUUGUUCGAGUGUGGAGUUUCAUCAGCCUGUGAAGAAAUUGCCUUUCAGUUGUUCACUCACGUUGAGCUUCUGAAACACACAAGAGAAGGCUCCUCAUUUGCGGAGGUCCCCUCUGACUCACAUCUGUCUUAAGCUCUUGGAAAAUACAGAAAGACCACAGUAUCCAUGGGGGAUCGGGUCCAAGCUGCUCCGUGGAUGCCAAAAAACGUAGAUGUAUCGAACGCUAUACAUUACGUAGUCUAUGGCUCCCUCUAGUGACCUAUUCUGGUAAAUACA